ACCAUGAGCUCGUCCCCGUCCAUCUGCGCGUCGCCGAACUUCACGUUUCCUUCUACUAACAGCCCUAGGGACACUCCCGUGGACUACUUCACCAUGAAAGCUGACGUCAAGAACUCGUUCCCCCAUCCUGGGCCACCAUCCUCAAGAAUCAUACCGAGCCAGCACGCCCAGAAGCCUCCCAGCCUCCAUCCAUCGGGACCCAAGGCCAAGCUCACCACCGCCCACAAGUCCAUCAACGACUCCAUCAGCUCCAUCACAUCCAACACCUCGGACCUCACCAUCUACGAGAACAGCUUUGGCAAGAGCUUGCGCACAAACUCGAUCGCAUCCACAGACACCUUGGUCGACGACACCGAGAAUGAGUCCGACAAACUCAACCUUCCCAGGCGAUCCAACAAGUCCCAAUCCGCAUCCUCCAACGAUAUCAUUCCCUCCACCGGCUUGCUCUCUUGCCGUGAAAGCGAAGAGAUCGAGUCAAACAAAGCAUCCUCUGCAACAGAGUCUUCAUUUCCUUUUCACACCGCCACGCCAUCUUCAUCCCAAAACUAUUCGCAUGCCAUCCAAGCACCCCCUGUUAAGAAGCAGUUCACGUUGCCAAUCAUAUCCUUGCAGAACGAAUUGUCGUUGGACUCCAUCAAGCACGAACAGCUCAAAAGAUUACACUCGCUACCAACUAUGAAUUACAGACAACAAAUUGAAAACCUCAGUUCUACCAGCAUUAAGUACAUUUCUGAAGCUGAGGCUGACUUGUCUUUACGUUCCAACAGCGAUCCCCUUUUGGUGAUUGAUAUCAGACCUUUUGCUGACUAUGUAAAAUCCCAUUUGAAAACUGCGUUGAAUGUUUGCUUGCCUUCGACCUUGUUGAAGCGACCCAACUUUAAUUUACAUCGCUGCAUUAACUCCUUACCAGCUUAUGAAAAGUUGCAGUUCAAAGACCUUUUUGCUACUCUGAACGGAAAAGUCUUUAUCUACGAUUAUUAUGAAAAUUCUGCCAACUUGUAUCACAUGUGCAACAAGUUUGUUAACAGUCCUUUAUUUGUUGAUACCAAGCACUCGAUUUACUUGAUUGAUGCCAACUUAUCCCAUUUCAAUGAACAAUAUUCCCACUUGUUCGAAGAGGGCAGCACAUCUAACAUUAAUACUUCGAGUGCUCACGAAAAUAAUCCUAGUGGGUUUGCUCCACAGCUUCUGGCUAUCCCCAAGAACAGGGCUCAGUCAUUAGCCGACUUGUCAGCUAUUCAUAAGUCUAACCACGAUUUGAAGCGUCAUUCGACAAGCAUUGACUUUGACACUGUGGAUAGUUCAACUCCCAUUCUCUCCAACUUCUCUUUGCCUAAACUUACCGGAGGUAACGUUUUCAAAAUCAGACACAACGAAGAAUUAUACAGCAUGAAUUCAAAUCCUUUCGACUUUUCUGGGUCAUCGUCUUCAUCAACUUUGAAUCAGAAUGCAUCCAAUUUAUUCAAAUUACAGAAUUUACCUAAGGAUAAAUCACACUUGCCGGAAUGGUUGAAGUCUUCCGUAUUAGAAGGUCUGGUACAAUCUAAUAAAAUCAAUGCAGAUUUCUUUGCCUUAGAAAAGUUUGAACAAAAGCGAUUAAUUUCAGCAUUGUCAUUAAAGAACUCGGAGGGGGUUUUGUCGCCUAUCAAAGAUGAAGUUGUUCCAACAAUUAGUUGUGGAAUUGAAUAUGGCCAUAAGAACAGAUACAAGGACAUUUUUCUUUUCGAGCACUCAAGGGUUAAAUUGGGUGAUCUCAAUGGUCCCACCAGUACAACUGAUAUUCCUAGUGAUGACGAUUAUAUCAAUGCUUCUUACUUGGAUCCUAUUUCAAACUUGGAAGACUAUUCUAAAGUCACGCCUCAAGUCUUGUCUCACUUGAAGUUCAUUGCUACUCAAGGUCCUUUGGAACAAACUAUGGGUGACUUCUGGAAGUGUAUUAUUACAGCUAGAAGCCCUAUUGUGAUGUCAUUGACCGAUGAGAUUGAAAAUGGUGUCAUGAAGUGUUCGCCAUUUUGGAAAUCGGGUGUUUACCGUUCGAACCAGGAUGUGAUUAACUUGAAACUUACAGGAGAAGUUAGAGUAAGCGACCACUUGAUACUUAGAUCCUUCUCCAUGACUAUGAGCAAUGUUGCUGGAGGACCAACCUUUUCUCACAAUGUGCUUCAAAUGCAUUUAUUAUCAUGGCCGGAUAUGGGUACUAUUUCCACCCCAUUGGACAUCAUUCAAUUAGUUCAGUUGAAGUACUACAUAUUGGAAAAGAUGCAAAUCCAAGAGGAUUGUAAUUAUCCUACUGUCAUCCAUUGUUCUGCUGGUUGUGGUAGAACUGGUACGUUCGGGGCCAUUGACACCGUGAUCAAUAUCUUGAAGAAUAACAAUUCCCAAGAAUUGAACUCCGAUCCAAUCCACCAGAUUGUCAAUAAUUUUAGAAGACAACGGAUUUCAAUGGUACAGAAUUUGAGACAGUAUUAUUUGAUCUAUGAGAUUGUUUUAAACUAUUUAAAUGUGGGUAAUUCCAUCGAAGAUCCCACCAAUACCCUUUCUCACUGGGAUGAUUUGACCAAAUUGGACAUCGUGAAUGAUUUCAUAGCUACAUAUCCUAAACUCUAGUUUUAGUAAGUAUGUUAAUUUAAAAAGUAUAAAAAAGUUCGAUUAAAUACAUCGGGAUAUUCAGGAGCACGUGAGAGUAGUUGUCGACAAGGAUUGGGUAACCAUCCAGUGGAAGAGUCUGAACUGGAAGCACCGAAGUAGCAGUUUCUACCUAAUGACUGCCACUUUGACAGUGGCAUUCAAGGGAUUAAAUAACGGCUCCCUGCUAUCACACUCAAACCCCGGCAUAGUUGCUCUCUCCAGAUCCAACUGUUAAUCAUUGAUUGCGAUC
Messenger RNA from Suhomyces tanzawaensis NRRL Y-17324, 2878 nucleotides. It is a transcript of the gene PTP3, whose product is annotated as tyrosine protein phosphatase. The coding region runs from base 4 to 2607 and encodes 867 amino acids. The record is from RefSeq and is a predicted model, not a curated record. Gene Ontology annotation, molecular function: protein tyrosine phosphatase activity. Gene Ontology annotation, biological process: protein dephosphorylation. Lineage: Eukaryota; Fungi; Ascomycota; Pichiomycetes; Serinales; Debaryomycetaceae. The transcript is spliced from 3 exons.